Leguminivora glycinivorella is the source of this 3192-nucleotide messenger RNA. RefSeq names its product ATP-binding cassette sub-family B member 6 (gene Hmt-1). NCBI's taxonomy places the organism in Eukaryota, Metazoa, Arthropoda, Insecta, Lepidoptera, Tortricidae. The record is from RefSeq and is a predicted model, not a curated record. Gene Ontology annotation, molecular function: ATP hydrolysis activity; ABC-type heme transporter activity; heme binding. Gene Ontology annotation, cellular component: membrane. Gene Ontology annotation, biological process: heme transport; transmembrane transport.
AUGAUGGAAUACUGCCCUCCAAAUGUUACAUUGGGGGAAAUAUGGGUGGACCAUGGAAUUUCCCAGUGUUUUAUGGAAACGGUUUCUGCAGCAAAUGGUGGAUUUCUACUAGUUUUUGGCUUAGUACAAGUCAUAAUGUACAAUAGAUAUGCGACGGAGGUGGUGGAUGUGCGAUCCUCAAGACUAUUUUGUGUACAGAUUCUUUUUACGCUGUUCGUUCCGGUGUUAGCUGUAGCAAGGUUUCUAUUACAAGCGUUUGUGUUUAAAGGAGGACAGAUAUAUGGAUAUAUGAUCCUAGCAUUAGUGAUAACAGUAGUAAUGUUCCCACUAUCAGCCUACUUGGCUGUCUUAGAAAGGCGGUUUCUCCUGCCGUCCGUACCACCAAGAGGCCAUGGGUUUGUGCUACUAGUCUUCUGGGCGCUGAUCUUCGUGUCUGAAAACCUGUCCUUCCUGAAUUUGAAUAAGGAAGGCUGGUGGUGGCAUUUGAAAAAUCUGCAAGACCGCCUGGAGAUGUCUCUAUUCGUGGGCCGAUACGUCUCGUGCAUGAUCAUGUUCAUUCUCGGAAUGAAGGCGCCCGGUAUCAUGCACCAGUUUGAGCAUCUUGCUGAAGACGACCAAAGAAGACUCAUCCCUCCUAGGGUUGAGAACCAGUCUACAUUCCGAAAUGUAUUCAGCAAACUACGCACGCUCCUACCUUACUUGUGGCCGAAGAAGAGUUGCCUGUUGCAAUUCAAUGUGUUUGUCUGCGUGCUUCUACUCAUCUCUGGGCGUGUGGUCAAUCUGUAUGUGCCUAUUUACAGUAAAUAUAUAGUGGAUAGUUUAUCAAUACCGCCGAUCCUAUACCGAUGGGACCUAGUGCUCAUCUACGUGUUCUUCAAGUUCUUGCAAGGCGGAGGCACUGGUGGUAUGGGCUUCAUCAAUAACCUGAGGACAUUCUUGUGGAUCCGGGUGCAACAGUACACCACUAGGGAGUUACAGUUGGAGCUAUUCAGGCACCUCCACAGCCUACCGCUCCGCUGGCAUUUGUCCCGCAAGACCGGCGAAGUACUACGUGUCAUGGACCGAGGCACGGAUUCCAUAGACAACCUGCUUUCAUACAUCCUGUUUCAAAUCACACCGACUAUAGUGGAUAUAGUUAUCGCUAUCGUGUAUUUUGUCACGAUAUUUAAUGCCUGGUUCGGACUUAUCGUGUUUGUGACGAUGGCUCUUUAUAUUUUUGCAACAAUAUGGGUAACGGAAUGGCGGACAAAGUACCAGCGUCGGAUGAAUCUCGCCGACAACGAACAGAAAGCCAAGUCGGUCGACUCUCUAUUAAAUUACGAAACUGUCAAGUACUAUGGCGCGGAGUCCUAUGAAGUCAUGAGUUAUAGGGACGCUAUUCUAAAUUAUCAGAAAGAAGAAUUCAGAAAUUUAUUGACAUUGAACAUCUUGAAUACGGUGCAAAACAUCAUCAUUAGCGGAGGUCUGCUCACUGGCUCACUAUUAUGCAUAUCCAUGGUGGUGAAUACUAAAGUACUGACUGUCGGUGACUACGUGCUAUUUGCUUCCUACAUCAUCCAGCUGUAUAUUCCACUCAACUGGUUCGGUACUUAUUACAGAGCAAUUCAAAAGAACUUCGUAGAUAUGGAGAACAUGUUCGAUCUCCUUCGAGUGGAUUCAGACGUAGUAGACGCACCGGGAGCUCCGGAACUACUAGUACGGCGAGGUGGCGUCGAGUUCAAACAUGUUUCGUUCGGAUACGGGCCGGAGAGACUCGUGUUGAAGAAUGUAACGUUCAAGGUCGCUCCUGGCAGCACUGUGGCCUUGGUGGGCCCCAGCGGCGCCGGCAAAUCAACAGUGAUGCGUCUCCUAUUCCGUUUCUACGACGUCAACGAAGGCGCCGUACUUGUAGACGGACAGGACGUACGAACAGUAACGCAGGCGUCACUACGUGCUAAUAUCGGCGUGGUGCCACAGGACACCGUGCUGUUCAACAACACAGUCCGAUACAACAUCCAAUAUGGAAACCUAAAAGCUCCUUCAGCAGAUGUCAUUUCUGCAGCCAAGAACGCUGAUAUCCAUGAUAAGAUACUCACGUUCCCAGAUGCAUAUGAUACGCAGGUUGGAGAGAGAGGUCUAAGACUUAGUGGAGGAGAGAAGCAAAGGAUAGCUAUAGCUAGGACAAUAUUGAAGGAUCCGGCAAUCGUUCUAUUGGACGAAGCCACGUCCGCACUCGACACUAAUACUGAGAGGAAUAUUCAAGCGGCGCUAGCGCGAGUGUGCGCGAACAGAACGACUCUCAUCAUCGCCCACAGAUUAUCUACCAUCAUCCACGCGGAUGAGAUCCUAGUCCUCAAGGAUGGAGAAAUCAUUGAGAGAGGAAACCACGAAGCCCUCCUAGCACAAGGCGGCACAUAUGCCUCCAUGUGGCAAGCUCAGCUCGAAAACAGAAAUACAAACGGCAACGGGGUCCAAGAAGAAGACAAUAACAACGACCGACCGCAGCCGCCGCCAACCUUUGGACACGGCCAUGGCCAUAUGUAGAUGAGUAACACCAGCGGGCGUAGCACACUAGUUUGAUCAACUUUAUCGCAUCGGUGCGUCUUAUCGCACUUACAAACAGUGCGGAAAGGACGGCCUGACGUUAAAUGGUUUAUCACGCGGCCAUGCUUGCCUGCUAGGGGCCGCUCAAUCCGCGCGGCCCAUACAGUUCGACGAUCUUCACGCUGUGCGUUAGAACUCUAUCUCGGCUGCUCGCCUGCUGUCUGUUGAGUGAGUUAACAGUGAGCCUUCUAUACUUGUACUAUAAUUAUACCUAUCAAUAGACUUUAGGUCGUUGUAAUGAGGUAUCUGCCAUUCAACGGUGCAGGCAAUCUAAUUAAUUCGAUAUAUUUUAGCCUUGAUUAUGAUCGACCAAAAUAAACUACUUUUUUGGUCUGUAAAAAAGGGAAGGCGGUGAGCUCAGUUUAGCGCAUAUGAACAAAUACCUAAAGUUAGGUAAUGGUUUUUGUUUAAGAUUAAAUUAGUCAAAUUCUUAACAGGAAAUAAAAUAUGUAUAGUAAUACAUUUUUAAAAUGGGUUUUAUCAGUAGAUAAACGGAAAAAUAUACAGUAUGUAAACUAACGAAAACCAUUUACUGUAACCCGUAACUGUCCAGGUGAUACUGAGAAACUUUUACUAUGGGAUCAACCCCGAAAUCACGAAAAUAUCUUG